CGCUGUAAACACGUGUCACUUCACGGUGUCCACACGGAGCGUGGAACAAUCUAAAACAUAAAGAAAACAACAACAUCCUCAAAAUGGCAAAAAGCCUGCGGAGCAAAUGGAAGCGGAAGAUGCGCGCCGAGAAGAGGAAGAAAAACGCUCCCAAGGAGCUGGCUCGUCUGAAACAAGCCCUGAGUCUGGAUAAGAAAGACGCCGUGAUGACAGACAUGCAGGAAAUUGCCACCGUGGUGACAGCUGACAAAAUCAAGAAGCAGACGGAUGCAGAAGUGUCAGCGAUGGACGGCGACAGUGGCAAGAUGGACACGGACAGCAAGCGCAACAAGAAAACACAGCUGGAUGAAAAUGGACAGUAUCCUGUGUGGAUGAACCAGCGACAGGCCAAGAAACUGAAAACCAAACGUGUGGCAAAUAAAAGCGGCAAAGGCAAGAAGAAGAAGGGUCUCGCCUGGUGAACCACAGGAAACCUUUGCUUUAAAGACUUCAUCGCUGUAUCUAUGUAUCCAUGUUAACUAACACUUCCUGUUACUGUGCUCUCACUUACGAGAUUCAUGGUUGUGCCACAGAGUCAAAGUCAUUCACGGCUCAUGUGGAACAGAUCCAACUGAGAAUCUGACUGCAAACACAACAUCAACUGUUCCUUUACAGAGCAACAACACAGAUUAUGAUCAGGAUUACAUACAGCUCCAAUGAAAGGUGGUGAGCGAUUGUUGCCGUGAUGUUUGUGAAAUCUGACACCGAUGACAGAAAGGAGCCCAUGUGUAAGAAAUCUGUUGAUUCCAGUUUAUUGCAAAUAAAAGAUCUGAUUAUAAA
Messenger RNA from Solea senegalensis (Senegalese sole), 819 nucleotides. RefSeq names its product LLP homolog, long-term synaptic facilitation factor (gene llph). Gene Ontology annotation, cellular component: nucleolus. Gene Ontology annotation, molecular function: RNA binding. Lineage: Eukaryota; Metazoa; Chordata; Actinopteri; Pleuronectiformes; Soleidae. The transcript has 3 exons. Gene Ontology annotation, biological process: dendrite extension. The record is from RefSeq and is a predicted model, not a curated record. Bases 84 to 461 code for a protein of 125 amino acids.